GUUCUUUGAACAUAUACUGCUUUUCAAUUUAAGCGUGACAAGACGAUAAGUGCAAGCAAGAAUAAUAAUUAUGGUCUGACCAAUCAAAGGUUACUAGACUUAUUUCUCUGCAUUAUUAGACAAGUUAUUACACUGGCAUUGCCACAAAAUUCAAUCCUGCAUGUUAUAUACUGUAUGAGAGCGAGAGAUGGAAAAUUAUUAUUGGGCUGAAGCAGCAGCAACAGAGGCCUGGCAUUUUUCUCAAUCUCGAGCUGCCGCAGUGAACGAAGACUUGGGAAGUACUUGUUCCUUGCAAUUACCUGAUGAUUCUAAUGUCUACAUGCAUGGUUAUUCUCAUUCUCAGUUGCCGAAAUCAUUUCAAGGAGGGGAAGAAGACAGAUCUGCUGCAUCUGCUUCCAAGAGCCAUAGCCAAGCCGAGAAGCGACGCAGGGACAGAAUCAAUGCACAACUGGCUACUCUUCGCAAGCUGAUUCCCAAAUCCGAUAAGUUACAGAUGGACAAGGCAGCUCUUCUUGGAAGUGCAGUUGAACAUUUGAAGGAAUUGAAGAGAAAAACUAUGGAGGUUAGCCAACACAUUGCAAUUCCAUCAGGUAUUGAUGAAGUAUCCGUCACAGAUUGUCGUCCUGAUCAAGAAGCCAGCUCCAGUACUAAUGCUAUGUUCAUGAGGGCCUCAAUUUGUUGUGAGAACAGGCCAGAACUCUUUGGGGAGAUAAGCCAGGCGAUUGAAAGCCUAAGAUUGAAAAUGAUUCAAGCGGAUAUGUCUUGUUUGGGAGGCCGAAUAAGAAGCUGUUUCGUGGUCUGUACAAAGGACAGCAAGAGCUUGAACGGGGCUGGUGACGCGAACAUGAUCAAACAAUCCCUGAAAGUGGUGUUGAGUAGAGUGGUUACCUCGUCGACUUGUUCCAACUAUCGUGCAAAGAGCAAGAGGCAGAGGUUCUUUUUCCCUUCUUAUAUUUCGCAAUAGUAAAUAGCUAGUGUCCUUGGUUGGUUUUUUCAGUACUGGCACUGUAUGUUACUUGUUGAAUAGAUUGUCCUCUUCUCUGAAUUUAGGAGAAAUUGGUAAUAGAAUGAGAAUCUGGUCCUUAUAAAUAAAGAGAUAGGCUGGAAUCAGAAUUUUUCUUGCUAUGAUUUCCCUGUAAUAAAAUAGGAAUUUUCCAUA
This is a messenger RNA of Daucus carota subsp. sativus, 1159 nucleotides long. RefSeq names its product transcription factor bHLH51. NCBI's taxonomy places the organism in Eukaryota, Viridiplantae, Streptophyta, Magnoliopsida, Apiales, Apiaceae. Gene Ontology annotation, biological process: regulation of DNA-templated transcription. The transcript is spliced from 2 exons. The record is from RefSeq and is a predicted model, not a curated record. Gene Ontology annotation, molecular function: DNA-binding transcription factor activity; protein dimerization activity. The coding region runs from base 188 to 964 and encodes 258 amino acids.